AUGGAGCCUGUUAAGCCGUCGGGCUGCAGCUGGGAUAAUAACUUUGGGGAGUAUAGGGACAAAUUGGACCGUUCCCUCGGCAAGUUGCGGCGAGAUUUGCUUCUAUUACAAGAACAGGACCAGCUUCUUCUGCGCCAGCUAUUGCGAAUACAUCACACGAUCGGAACGCUAAGUGGGAAACAUGGUCGUCGCCAGAGUUACGGAGGUGGGGGUACGCGCAAAAUAAGCCUCGAGAAUUUGGCGAUACCGGGCCAAGGUCAGCCACGGCGUCUUUCAGCCUCGAAGAUCAUCCCAGUCAGGAGGCAAAGUGAACCAUUCGUGAUGCAAGAUACGUGUAGUAGUUACGAAGAUGAAAUGAGUGACACAUUGGAAGAUAUCGUGGAAGUGGCCCAUCAUCUAGAAAGGAAUAAUAACAGAAGAGAUUCUCUGGACAGUUUCGAGGAGAGCUUAGAGAGCCUUGACAUGAACCUAGAGGAAGAUAUGCUUCGUCUUCUACCUCCCCUACCUCUAGCCUUUAGCCGCAAACGAAGUGUUGGACCCUUAGAUGGGGCCAUAUUAACUCUACCGUCCUAUAAACCAUACGAUAUGGAAUUGGACUCUCCUAGUGAUCUGGCGAACUUGAACAAAUAUGAAAUCUCGUAUGGGGAACUACUGAAGAGGAGUGUAAAAAUAUGGAAAGAGGUGCAGACUGAUCAAGAGGCUACUGGAAGAGUGGAUGAUAAGAAAAUGACUACUUUGAAAUUAUUUUUAUGAGUUUAUAUUGUAUGAAUCAGGUAGCCCCCAAAUCAUGGAAAAUAAGCUAUGGUACGCCAUCCCUCAAGGUGAUUGCAAUGUUUAAAAUGUAGCUGUAGUUAUAUAUCUGAACGCCUCUCUGAUCCAAACACCUCUCCAAGCUACCCGUUAUACACAGCGGGGUUUAAUCUUGACGAAAAACUUACCA
Messenger RNA from Owenia fusiformis, 940 nucleotides. NCBI's taxonomy places the organism in Eukaryota, Metazoa, Annelida, Polychaeta, Sabellida, Oweniidae. The record is from the annotation of a GenBank genome assembly.